AGUGACACAUUCCGACCUUCGGGUGUCGAAACUUCGAAAGCCAAGAAGUUUUGUUGACUGUUUUCUAUACCAUUAAUAUCCAGAUAAAUAUUUUCAGUAGCUAUUGUAAAAUAAUACAACUGAAAUAUUAUAGUUAAUAGGAGACGGUUCGGAGUAUGUUCGGUGACAUUCAAUUAACAAAGCGUUUAAUUGUUAUUGCCCUAGUCCUCGGCAUUAUUUUAAUUCUUAAGGAAUACGUGUUUGUUUUUCCACUAUGAGUCAGAGUAGAGUUGCAUAUUUCUAUAAUCCAGAUGUAGGUAAUUUUCAUUACGGCCCUGGUCAUCCUAUGAAGCCUCAUAGGUUAUCCGUGACCCACAGUUUAGUUCUCAACUAUGGUCUCCAGAAGAAGAUGCAGAUAUACAGACCGUAUCGUGCGAAUGCGCACGACAUGUGUCGUUUUCACAGUGAAGACUACAUUGAAUUUCUGCAAAAUGUGACCCCUCAAAAUAUACAGACAUACUCAAAGGAUCUUCUCCAUUAUAAUGUUGGUGAUGAUUGUCCGGUAUUUGAAGGUCUGUUUGACUUCUGUUCAAUGUACACCGGUGCUUCUUUAGAAGGUGCAAUGAAACUAAACAACAAUGCCUGCGAUAUUGCCAUCAAUUGGUCUGGUGGAUUGCAUCAUGCUAAGAAAUUUGAACCUUCAGGUUUCUGUUAUGUAAAUGACAUAGUUAUAGCAAUUCUAGAACUCUUGAAGUAUCACCCGAGAGUUUUGUAUAUUGAUAUCGAUGUACACCACGGAGAUGGUGUCCAAGAAGCAUUCUACCUGACAGAUAGAGUAAUGACUGUUAGCUUUCAUAAGUAUGGUAAUUAUUUCUUCCCUGGAACUGGCGAUAUGUAUGAAAUUGGAGCUGAAAGUGGGCGAUACUUCUCGGUGAAUGUUCCAUUGAAAGAGGGUAUUGAUGAUCAAAGCUAUGUUCAGGUUUUCAAACCAGUGAUAUCCACUGUGAUGGAGUUCUACCGUCCUACUGCUAUUGUACUGCAGUGUGGUGCUGACUCGCUGGCUGGUGACCGACUAGGAUGCUUCUCUCUCUCGACGCGUGGACAUGGAGAAUGUGUCAAAUUUGUCAAAAACCUCAACGUGCCGACGUUGGUUGUGGGUGGAGGGGGAUAUACACUUCGGAACGUAGCAAGAUGCUGGACAUACGAGACUUCUCUCCUUGUUGAUGAGAACAUUUCAAAUGAGCUGCCAUAUACGGAGUACCUCGAGUUUUUCGCGCCAGAUUUCCAAUUACAUCCAGAAAUAAGCAGCACAUCAAAUGCUAAUACUAAACAGUAUUUGGAGGCCAUCACUAAACAUGUAUACGACAAUCUCAAGAUGUGUCAACAUUCACCUGCAGUUCAAAUGACGCAUAUACCGGGUGAUUUUCUACCGGAAGAAUACAGGAUAAAGGAUGAACCUGAUCCCGAGAUACGUAUAAGUCAAGAAGAAGCUGACAAAAUGAUUGAGCCCAAGAAUGAGUUCUAUGAAGAUGAGAAAGACAAUGACAAGGAACCAGUUCCGGAGACUAAAGAAUCAUAGCAUACGGAGGAAACCACCCCUGCGGUGGCCAUUUGACAAGAGACACCUUACAAGAAGUAUAAGAAGAAGUUUAUGUGACCUCUUACCGAAGAGGAACAGUGAGGUGAUGGAACACAAGUGACUUAGUGAGGUUAACAUGGACUUAAGUGAUAAAGUGUUGCCCGUUAAUAGAGUAAAGACUAAAGAGUUUAAUUAAGAUUAUAAGUGAAAAACCAGUAAAUAACAUUCUUACAGCAAUUCUUUUGUUAAUUUCUAUAUUCCAUUUCAAUAUAACUUAUAUAUAAGAUAACAAUAAUUAUAUAGAUAACAAUUUUAUACUAUACGAGUUGUCAUCAUUAAAAAUUACACCAAUUAAUAAUCAUACUAAUACAUACUAAACACAGACAGAGAGAUUUUGAGUUGUUAUAGUGUUUGUACACUCUAAAUAUAUAAUAUAUUUCUGAGCAUCGGUAUAUUAUUAAAGCAUUUUCACAUACAUUAGAAAAUUGCCAAUGAGGGAAGAUUAUUGUGUAUUUGAAGGAACUUUUUUAUGCUACUGCUGGGUUCCUUACUCUGUAUUGCUGAUUGGAUCUAAAGUACAAGUAAACUUAUGAGUAGAAUUGAUUGAGAUACUGAUUGUACGAAUGUGCAAUGUCCCAAUCCUUUCAUGAACACUUGUAUUUGUUAUUAUUUGUACAAUCUUUCUUAAAAUGGAUCAUAGAUAUUUACUCUAAAGAAUCAUUAACUGGCCUUAUAUAUUAUGAAAAAACUCUGUAUGGUUAUGUAUAGUGCUAUGUAAUAUAAUCCUUUUUUAUGUUUAUA
Molecule: messenger RNA, 2359 nt
Organism: Vanessa tameamea
Lineage: Eukaryota; Metazoa; Arthropoda; Insecta; Lepidoptera; Nymphalidae
Gene: HDAC3
Product: histone deacetylase 3
Exons: 7
Coding region: 254-1558 (434 amino acids)
Cellular component (GO): nucleus
Molecular function (GO): histone deacetylase activity
Source: RefSeq, a predicted model, not a curated record